Messenger RNA from Lucilia cuprina (Australian sheep blowfly), 7706 nucleotides. RefSeq names its product probable serine/threonine-protein kinase DDB_G0282963 (gene RhoGEF64C). Gene Ontology annotation, molecular function: guanyl-nucleotide exchange factor activity. Gene Ontology annotation, biological process: positive regulation of Rho protein signal transduction. Bases 136 to 7686 code for a protein of 2516 amino acids. Lineage: Eukaryota; Metazoa; Arthropoda; Insecta; Diptera; Calliphoridae. The transcript has 5 exons. The record is from RefSeq and is a predicted model, not a curated record.
UCUCUAUUUGCAGUUUGUGAAAGAAGAAAAUCUCAUCAAUGCCGAAAUUUCAGGAUAACAGGCAAAAGAAGAAGAAGCACUUUAGCAAAUCUCAAUAGGGAUUAUGUAUGCAAAAAGUAAUUUAAGUUUAUUCCCAUGUACGACAAAUCAAAGAAAACCUGGAGUCAAAGGCUCAAAAUACAUAAGAACGAAAAAUUACAAGCAACAGCAGGCAACAGCGCCGCCACAUCGAUAACAACAACUGCAACUAAUUUACAAGCUACAGCAACAGCAGCAGUAGUAGCAACAAAAAAUCCUCAUAACCUAGAAGCAACCAUAAAUGUUGCUGCACAUAAUGUUAAUAGUAGUAAGAGUAGAGCAUCCAUGCCACAGUAUCAAAUAGCACCAACUGCAAUCAUGCAUUUACCCACUUUAGGUGAUUACCACGCCAGUGGAGGAGCAGGCAAUGGCUAUGAGUAUAUGCCAAAUCAUAUGAACCGUUCGAUAAAAUAUGCCGAACCCUGGAUAUAUGGAACGGUAAGAGGUAUACCUGCCCGUCCUGCAGGUAUUUAUCAUCCAGCAUAUGCCCAUUAUGCUGGUCAUCCUCAUGCAGCUACCAUUUUUGCUGCACCCACCACCGAUUUAGCCACAAGUGCCGCAGCUGCUACAGCGGUAGCUGUGGUUCUAUGUUCAUGUCACGAGUACCUGAGCGGCACCAAAGGCCGCAGUUUAAAGAAACCAAGUAUAUGUAAGAAAUGUAAAGGUACUCGUUUGCCUUUGCACAAUAUCGGAGGAACUGUUCGAUUGCCGACAAAUUUGCCAAGUCCUAAGUUAAGACCUGUGGGAGCAGCCUCAACAGUGAGGGUAGUAAGUUCUAGCAAGAAAAUGCGUCCUACUAUAUUAGAUCCCCAAAAAGAUCCUUAUGAUUUAAUGAGGAGAACACGGCUACUAUCACCCGAACCGGGUACUGUUAGUGGUGGCUCUGCUGGAAGUUCUAGUAAAGAUAAAGCUCGCCAAAGGGGUAAAAGCGCCAGCCCUGUACGAGGUCGGUCUCGCACACGUCAUCACAAAGUUUUAGCUAGCACCAGCAACACUAAGGAAAGCUCCAAAUCUUCGGAAAACUAUGAUGAUAAUUGGUUGACAGAAAGUGAAGACUUAGCCCUUACUGCCUCCUCUUCCUCAGCUGCCUCUUCUAGCCGUAGAUCUAUACUACGUUGUAAUGUUAAUCCUUAUGAUUUGAUCUCAAUUAAUAAUCAAGCUUCCGGACCUAGCUCCACCCCACUAAUGGAGUCCCAAAGUUCUUCUAAGGAAGCCGCAAAAAAAGCAACUAGAAAACAAAAAUUACAAUUUUCACAAAAUGAGUUUAUGCCACCAAAUGAUGAUUUCAAUGUACAAGAUGCCGCCCUAACCGAAGAGGAACCGCCUUUUAUGCACAGAAGCUCAAAAGUAAGAGUGGAAAAUUCUAAGCCUGAUAAUAACAAAAAACUUAUAGAAGAGCCGCCACCACCUCAGACACCGCCUCAAAACAAAAAGCCCAAUUACAUAAAUGUUCAGGCCAUUGCAGGACAACGCAUUAGUUUGGGUGAGGAACAGCAAGCUCCCAAGUCUUUAUUGCAACAGACCGCAGAUGGUACCACCACUUAUGAAAGUUUUGCCAUUGAGAGUGAAUCAUCACCCACAACAUCCAAAGAAAUGGAAAAAUCUAAUAAAACCAGACCCGAUUCACUGCAAGUGCCAUUAGGCGAACCCAAGAGACCACCCAGAGUGGUGAAGCAAACUAGCAACUGUAGUGAAACUAAAGAAAUUUCGAACAAAGAAAACACUGAAGAGGAAGAGGAAUUAAUGGUCACGGUAACUGUUACACCAACUUACAAUAUAAAAUCCAUUUUAAAGAGACCUACUUCAAAAACUUCCGAAAGCGGGGACAAUACCCAAACUGAUUCAAUUUCCAAAACUCAUGCUACUCCUUCUACUCCCACAAAACAAAGAGAAAACGGCAAUGGUUCCAAGAGUGGUACCCCCACUAACACGAGACGUAAUCAGGUUACCGUUAACUCGCCCACAGCCAACUCACAAUUCUAUAUACCGCUGCCACAGGCCCGCAAAAAGGUACAAUUUAUGGUAGAGGAUGGAGAACAAACAGGUUCCGAGGAUCAAGACGAUGAAGAUUCUUUUUACGAUAAUUCCUCAUCCACUUCCCCAGCUUCUUUGGCCAGCGAUCUUAAGACCAAUUACGAAUAUUACAGCAAAAAAAGAAAUCUCAAAAAAUUAACGAACGACAAUGAAUCACAGGAUAAUAUUUCAGAAGAUUCCGACGAAAUUAUUACAUACGAUGAACAAUUUAUUCAAGCCAUGUUAUUAGAGAAAUUGCAAUUAGACUCAGAGUUGGUAACGAAAAGAUUCACCAGCAAUCAAGCACAAGAUGAAAACGAUGAUAAAGCAACAAUAACAAAUAUCAAAACUGUUUACGAAGAUGUGGUCGCUAUUAAUGGGGAACAAAAUAAAUCACAAUACACCAGGCAACAAGAUGAAUUGAUAGAAAGGGAGGACGAGGAAAACUAUGAUGAUAAACAUUAUAUUAAUGAAAAUCUGGGAAAAGCUAAAACAUCAUUGCCACUGUCAACAGAAACUUUAAAAGGCAUUGAACAAACAUUUCAAAGUUCAACAUUAGGAGCAAUAACUGCAACUGUUUUACACCCACAAACAUGCAGCAACGUUGCAUGUGAAACUACUUCUAUGGAAAUGUCAGCUCACAGUAACAAUAACAACGCUAUGAAUUAUAAAAAUAAUGACAUAGACGACUUUGAGUGUUUGCCAGCUAAAGACAAUAAUGAAAACAACGAAGAGAACCUCAUCAUCGCCACUGUUCAUCAAGAAUGUAAGGAUAAUAAAGAUGUUGACGAUGAUGGCAACAAUAAUAAUGUCAGCACAAAUAGUGAUAGUGAUGGUGGCCCGCAUAAAAAUGUUACUCCUGCUGCUAUUGUUGAUGAUGCGGAUGAUGACAACGACGAUCAGCACCUUUCUGAUAUUCUCCUUACAUCUGUUGACGAUGAUGUGUAUAAUGGUGAUGGCAGUUGUCCAUAUGUGAACAAACCACCAACUUGCCACCGCAAUCACUUAUCUCAGGAUGACGAUGUUGAUGCUGUUGACAAUGACAAUGUUAAUAUAUCCACAUCAUUGUCGCCAGUGUCGAAAGUUCAACAUAAUGGAGCUAAAAAGUCAACAACAAGCGAUUAUGAUGAUGAUGCUAAAACCAAACAGCAUAAGCAACAAAAAUGUACGAAGAAAACUAAAAAGGAUAUGCAAGCACUUGCGGCAGUUGCUGAUAGUAGUAGUAGUAGCAAUGUCAGUAGUAGUUGUAGCACUACGACUAACAGCACUAGUGGCAGUAGUAAAAAUAGAAAAAUAUCAACAAAAGAGACACAAUCACGAAAUCCCAUCAGACGUUCACAAAGUGAAAGGCAACCAACAACUACAGCACCAACAAUGAGAACAACGUCGACAUAUCACAAUAGCAACAACAACAGCAACAACAAAAAGAAGAAAGACCAACAAUUGCACCACAACACUGCACAUGUUGAUAAUGGUGGCAGCAGUGGCAGUAACGAAAAUAUUAUUCCAAAUACCAGGAAUAGCUUAAAGGACAUAGAAAAUAUACCAAAUAAUAUAAAUGACAGCAAAAGUGCUGAUUGUGCUGGUUUGGUUACAGUUAGACACAGUGUGGCGAGUGUAAGAGGUGGUAAUGGUAACAAAACUUCAUUGCAUUUUCAUGAUACAAUGGCAUUGCGCAACCGUUACAACCGCAACGAUACAAGGGAUUUAUUUAGUUUGGGUCCUAUAGGAAGACCUAGAGAACCACCACCGCCGCCUCCAUCAUCGGCGUCGUCUUCAAUGCCACAAACUCCACCACCAAUGCAAUCAACUACAACUGCAGUGGAUAUGGCUAAUGCAAUGGCCACGACAACAACUUCAUUGAGUAAUUCAUUGCCUAAGGCUGUGGACUCGAAAGAGUCAACUAAUUCCUCCUCCAUUACCUUGGCAACAGAUGCAGUGGAUAGUUUUCUACAACAGCAACAAAAUGUUAACGGAUUAGAGAUCCGUAAACAGCAGCAACAAGAACAAAAGUUAACAAUAACAACAGCAAACAAUACGAUAUUUUGUAAAGAAAUCAAUGAAGUUACUUUAAUCGAAGACAAAACGAUAAAACAGCAACAAAUGGUUGGCACUACAAAAACCUCUACAGAAAUGACAAAUAGUGAAAAAACCACAACGGAUUUAUCAUCACAAUCAACGUUGUCUUCCCCUUUAGAUAAAAGCCAAGAACAACAGAAAAUAUUACCAGCAGUAAACGGCAAUAAUAAACAACAGCAACGAACUGUUGUUAGAGUUGCUCCAUUUAAUAAAAAUUCCUCUGAAGUACAUCGUUUGAAAAUUUCCCACACAGAUAAUAACGAUGCUUAUCCACACUCACCUCAGACACCUAGAACACCCAACACACCAAAUUCAACAUGCAACAAUUUCACCUGCAUGCCCCACUCCUCGCCGUUUUCCAACUCUUCACACUACAGUGUUACAGAUUUGAGUACAUUAAAUGCCUCCAACGAAUAUGGCCAAAAGAAAACUUCAAUUUUAAUAAAUGGUGAUGAUUGUUAUAGCACCAUGAAUUUAAGCUGUGAUGACUCCUGUACACCACUCUAUCAAUCCUCUGUGGUGGUAACAGAUGGUUCGACCAAAACUGACAACGAUUUACAAGGCUUAAGAGUGACAAAUACUUAUAAUACGGUAACCAUAAAUGUAAGUAGUCCUCGCAGCUCCGAGGAUGAACUAAUACAACAUCACAAUCAGUUAAAUAAUCUGUUGAAGAUACAAGCUAAGACCUCAUCAGCCACAGGUAGUAUACGUGCUAUAAUACCAAUACGUGGUACUAUAGAUAUAAACUUGCAAAGAUCUGCUUCAUCAACCUCUUCAACGUCAACGAGUUCCAUAACAAGUUCUUGUUCUUCAGCUUCAAGUGCCAGCAAUACAGGAAACACCUCGAAGAGAGGAAAAACUUUAAUACGUUUAGACUACGAAAAGGAAAAACCUUUAGCCAACGAAUCUAAGAUCUCGUCUACGAUGAUAAAUGAGCAGCUGCCAGAGGAGGAAGAUACAGAUGAAUGGUUGCCUCAUGAAACGGAGUUGUUGAAAAUCUUAAGAAAUCCCGUAGAGGCGGUAAAACGUAAUUUGGUACCUCAUAUUUGUAAACUAAGGGAAACUGAUACCCAAAAAGAUGCCAAGAGAUCAAAGAAAAUGAAGGAGAGACAUUCGGAUAUUUUAGAAACAUCUGUCACAAGUAGCAGCAGCAGUAGUAGUAAUGUCGUGGCCAGCACCUCGAAUAAAGCCACUGAUUCGUCAUCAUCAACUACUUUUAUAGGUAAACUGUUAGAAGAUCCCAUGUUACAACAGGUGGCUGAAGGCUUAGAAACAGAUACAGUAGCCGAAUUAAUAGAGAACUCUCUCAAACGUUUGCAAGAGUCCAGAAGUUCUCUAGAUAUGACUGGUACCAAAGAUAAUGAUGAUAUGAAUCGUCUGAUUGAUUUAUCUCUAAAACGUAUACAAGAAGAGCGUAACUCUUCCAACAAAGAAGCCAACUGCAACUCGAACUUGCUUAAUGUGCCCUCUAAGGAUGAAGAACGUUUAUCAAAUCGUGGUAGCAUAAGUUCAGCCAAUAGUUUUGCCUCAGCUCACAACUACGAAUUGUUCGAGUUUGAAGCCAACGAAUCUGAUUGCUACCAAAGUUGUUCGAGUGAUAUCAACUCUAUAAUGGAAGAUGAUAUACCUUCUCCAGAAACCAAAACCAAGUUCUAUCAAAUGCUGGUAGAUGCCACAUUGCAGGAGAUUGAGCUCUCCACAAAUAUCGAAGAUAUGACAAACGAUGAACAUCAAUAUGAAUCCAUUAGACAUAAUAUAGAUCCAAUAUAUGAAGAAAUUUCAGAUGUGCCGCCACCGUUGCCUUUAACCGCUCCUCCUCUCAAUGAUCCCGAAUUGGAAAAGAAAUCGGCCAGAUCUAUAUUUGAAGGAGCGUCCAAGUAUGAUAUACUCUCUUAUUUAGUAGAUGCCAAAGAGAGAGGUCUGGUAAAAGAAGAGCCCUUUGAUUAUCCUCUCAAUUGCUCUAACCCCAUUAUCAUAGAAGAAGAAUCCACAGACACUCUAAGCGAUUUGGGUAAAUUAAACAAACUUAAGAGAAUAGAUACCAUUAGUUCCAGAUCAUCAAUAAUGAGUGAUUCUUCAGAUGACAACCAAAGUACCAUGAGCUCGUUGUCACCGCCCACUUCAAACAACUUCAUGCUACUACGCAACAAACAAGCUACCAGUGAUAUAGAACGUAAUGAUUCUGGUGUGGGUUCCGAAACCAGUAAAUCGUCUCGUAGUAAAUUUUUAAAUCCCACCAUAUCCUCUUCCCCCUCACCCACUUCAAAUUCCUCCUCGCCAAUUUCACACCAACACUCCUCUCAGACACGCUCCAGUCCCAUACACUUAUGUGAAGAUUGUGAUGGUCCCGUCGAAACUCAGAUCGGUGAAAAUGGCCAUAUUUUUGCACCUUUAGUUUGUCGUAAAUGUGGUAAAAAGCGUGUCGAACGCAAAGAAAUCAUUACCGAAGUUGUUGAGACCGAAGAGAAAUAUGGUCGUGAUCUUCAGAUUAUUUUAGAAGAAUUUUGUCAUCCCAUGUUGGUGGCCGGUCUCCUAACACAAGAGCAACUCUCUGCAAUCUUCUUGAAUACCGAAGAAUUGCUCGAGAACAAUCAAACUCUUGCCGAACGUAUGCGUGAUGCCCUUGAUAUCGCUCUGGAGCAGGGUGAUGAUGACUUAUUGACUGUAAAUAUUGGUAAAAUAUUCUUGGAAUCCACACAAAUGUUGCAUGCCUUCGAAAGCUAUUGUGUGCGUCAAGCGGGGGCCAGUCUUUUGCUGGCAAAUCUUGAAAAGGAAAAGGAAUUAUUGCGCAUUUUUCUGAAAGUGUCACAAAUGGAGAAUGCCGUUUUAAGAAGAAUGAAUUUAAAUUCAUUUUUAAUGGUACCCGUUCAACGUGUCACCAAAUAUCCUUUACUUUUGGCUCGUUUAUAUAAAGUCACACCAGCACAUCUGGAAGGACGUGAUCAACUUAAGCAGGCACAAGAAAAAAUUGAAUUACACUUGAAUCAUAUCAAUCAGGAAGCAAAAGAUGUACCAACAAAACUCUGGCGUCGUAUCUCUUCAUCGAGUCCCAAUCGACGUGCUUCCUGUGAAAUUGAUAUGAUAAACAUAAAGCUACGUAAAAUGGCCAUAGAUGUGCUCGAAUGGAAUCACGAUGAAGUGCGUUUUGUCAUGGAAGGCAAAUUGCUCUACACCCAACCCACAGAUAGCAAUUGGAAAAAGGCUCGCACCAUUAAGCUGACAACAGUAAAUGCUCUACUGGUAACAAAUGGAAAGCCAAGUACCAAUUAUAAAGCAGAAAAAGUCAUGUCAGAUAAACUGAAUUUUCCCAAACAUACCGGAAUACGAGAAGCUUCAUUGUUGGUGGUCAAGGAGAAGUGCGGACGUUAUACAUUGAUACGUGAGCCAUUGUAUUUGGAUCGUUGUGUUGUAUGCAGUGAAGCAGAUUGGGAUGAAUAUUUUGAAAUACAAGAGAUUUCUUCCAAGGAUACGUUCAUCUUUAAGGUAAAUACAAAAAACAAGCAAACAAAAAUUUAGAAAUUUUCAAAAAAUCUUUG